UGGGCCCGAGGUUAUAAAAAAAAUUUCGUGCUCAACUCAGUUUCGUGCUCAAAUACAUGCUCAUGCUCAAGUUCGUACUCAGUUGAGAUUUGUACUCAAGCAGAGGUUAUAAAACAUCUUGAGUCUGUACUCAGCUGAGAACAACUCACGCUCAGCUUGAGCAUGCUCAAAGGAAUCUUUGUUUAUGAUAUAAGCGGCAAUUUGGAACUCUUCCGUCAAGAAUGGUAAGAAAACAACCCGGAUGUUGUCGUCUGCUUAUUUACAAUGGCAACGGAGGGCGUGACCGAAUCGAGAAGGCGGGGUAAGGGGUGGUCAGAAGCGGAGGAGGUUUGUCUCAUACAGGAAGUCGUUCAGCGAGAGCAACUGUUGUUCGGCGAAAUAAAGGGAAGCGGUGUGAAGUCCAUCCAUCGACAGCGGACCGAUGGAUGGCAAAGCAUCACGGAUAUCCUCAACACAAGACACAUCAAUGCCAAAAGGGAGGCUAUUGAAGUGAAGAAGAAGUACUUCAAUUUGAAACAAAGAGCUAAAAGCAAGAUCGACGGCCUCAAAAGGUCAAUGGCCACAACUGGAGGAGGGCCUCCACUCCCAGCACUGUCCAACGCGGACGAGGUCCUCUGUCAGUCUUUGGAGGGGAGGCCAGGUAUUCAUGGCCUAGAACAUGGCAUUGACACUGAUGUCAUUCAUGAUGGCGAUGUAGCUGCCGCUGCACCAGAAGGUCUGCAAGGUGAAGCACAUCACAUUGAUGAGCAAGACAUCCCAGCAGAAGACAAAAAGACCGGGCGCAAACGAAAAAGAACACAAGCUGAGGCAACAUAUGACAACACGAUACAGGACACGGAAAGGAUCAAACUUGAACAGAGGAAGCUGAAACUGGAAAUUGAAGUGUUAGAAAAAAAUCAAAAGAAAUUAGACAUUGAAAUUCAAAUGCUGCAGAGGAAAUCAGUCUACUACCAACUAAAAAUGAAUGCGGAAUUUGGUGUUUCUCUUGUCGAAUCAUGUCCAACUGAAGAAUAAUUAUUAUCAAAAUUACUAAAGAGAGUUAUGUAGAAAUGCUAACUCUUUAUCUUGUUCAAAUUUAGAAAUUAAGAAACAAAUAUGAAUUGAAUUGCUCUGUCACAAUGUGCAAUGUUAGAAAUUUGAACUAGUCCUGCAGUUCGUGCCAAAGUGUCCACUUGUCAAUGUAUGAAAGAACUUGUAGACAUAUGCCAUUUUUCAGGUUUCUGCUAUAUGUUAUCAUUGUAAGGACUUGUUGACUAAAAAUGGUAGUUUCUACCGUAGUAUGUGCUUUAUAUUAUAACAUUUUCCCACUUUACUUGCCGUAAAAGGCGGCAAACGGGAUCGGGUGGUCAGGCUCACUGACUUGGUUGAUACAUGUCAUCGAUCCCAAUUGCGUGGAUCGAUGCUCAUGAUAUCAAUCACUGGAUUGUCUGGUCCAGACACAAUUACUGUACAGUCCUCCGUCAUAUAGCUGGAAUAUUGCUGAGUAAGGAGUUAAACAACAAAUAAAUCUGCACUGUUGGCAUGGCCAGACUAUACAAAUUAAAUAUUGUUCCAUUUUGUGCACUGCUUGUAUCUGAAUAAAACAUUGAAUGAC
Haliotis rufescens (red abalone) is the source of this 1594-nucleotide messenger RNA. RefSeq lists its product as uncharacterized. Bases 265 to 1014 code for a protein of 249 amino acids. Gene Ontology annotation, cellular component: nucleus. The record is from RefSeq and is a predicted model, not a curated record. The transcript has 6 exons. Lineage: Eukaryota; Metazoa; Mollusca; Gastropoda; Lepetellida; Haliotidae.